AUGUCUGAUCAAUACUGGGAAAUGCGAAGCAUUUAUAAAUGCCACAUCAAUUCAUAUAAUGCGUUGUAUAAGCUGAAAACAGAAAAAGAAGAAGAUUUAGACUCAAUUUACAAAAUGAUCAAAACAGAUUUGAUUGAAACAAAUCCAAGCAUCGCCACAAAAAUUAUAAGAAAUAUUUUUGAAAUUAUUCCUUAUAAUAAUCGGUAUACAAAGUCAUAUUUAUAUCUUGUAAACCUCAUUUUAGAUGAUUAUCAUAUCACAGAGAUCAACGAUAUUUAUAUCAUUUCAAACUAUCUAUUUUAUAAAGAAUACGGAAUUAAAUUAAACAAAUCUGCUGAUUUCAGAGAAAUUUCAUCGGAAAGUCUUGAAAUUCAUACAGAGAAUACUAUUUACAAAGCAAUCAUGUAUGAUGACUUAGAAGCAUUCAUUCAAUUCACAGAAAUUGAUGGAUUUGAUCAAAAUCAAACACUUAAAAACAAGUUAUAUCCAAUUUGCAAUAAUGGAUAUUCAUUACUUGAAUUAUGUUGUUACCACGGAGCAGUUGAUUGUUUCAAGUUAUUAAGAACGAAAUUUAACUCAGAAAUAACUAAAACAUGUCUAGAAUUAUCAUUUUUAGGAGGGAAUCCAGAUAUCAUGUUUGAAUGCAAGAAAUAUCAUGAACCAAAUGAAAAAUGCAUGAGAUAUGCAAUUAUUUCACAUAACAUUGAUUUUGUUACACAAUUGAUGAAUGAGCAUGAUUUAAAGAUCGAUUUAUCUUAUUGUGGAUGGUGUAAUAAUCUUGAAGCAUUUUUAGUUUACUUUGAUCAAACUAAAGAUACAGACAAAUGCAGAGUUUAUUCAAUGGGUUUCAAUGUUCCAUCUCUGCACAAAUAUUUCCAUUAA
Molecule: messenger RNA, 882 nt
Organism: Trichomonas vaginalis G3
Lineage: Eukaryota; Parabasalia; Trichomonadida; Trichomonadidae
Product: protein of unknown function (DUF3447)
Exons: 1
Coding region: 1-882 (293 amino acids)
Source: RefSeq, a predicted model, not a curated record